Salvelinus namaycush (lake trout) is the source of this 1835-nucleotide messenger RNA. RefSeq names its product indian hedgehog protein-like. NCBI's taxonomy places the organism in Eukaryota, Metazoa, Chordata, Actinopteri, Salmoniformes, Salmonidae. Gene Ontology annotation, biological process: multicellular organism development; cell fate specification; intein-mediated protein splicing. The record is from RefSeq and is a predicted model, not a curated record. Gene Ontology annotation, molecular function: patched binding; calcium ion binding. Bases 1 to 1419 code for a protein of 472 amino acids. The transcript is spliced from 3 exons.
AUGAAGGUGUCCUCCUGGUGGGAAAGCCUGGCACGGCUUGGCCUGCUCGCUAUCUUCACGUGGAGCUCCCUGGUCCAGGGGUGCGGGCCAGGCCCUGGGUACGGCAACCGCCCUAGGCCCAGGAAACUCACCCCCAUGCCUUACAAGACCUCCUUCCCCAAACUUUCAGAGAACAACCUAGGUGCCAGCGGGAGGGUGGAGGGCAAGAUCACACGUAACUCAGAACGCUUUAAUGAACUGGUGUGUAACUACAACACCGAUAUUAUCUUCAAAGAUGAGGAGAAAACCCUUGCUGACCGCUUCAUGACCAAGCGCUGUAAAGACUGCCUCAACAAACUAGCCAUAGCGGUGAUGAACCACUGGCCUGGGACGAAGCUGAGGGUGACAGAGGCCUGGGAUGAGGACGGCCAUCACCCCCCUGACUCUCUUCAUUAUGAGGGACGGGCUGUGGACAUCACCACGUCAGACCGCAUCCCAGACAAGUACGGCAUGCUUGCCCAGCUGGCUGUGGAGGCUGGCUUUGACUUUGUGUACUAUGAGUCCAAGUACCAUGUGCACUGCUCUGUCAAAGCUGAUCACUCUGUGGCGGUGGAGAAGGGGGGCUGUUUCCCAGGCUGGGCCCGGGUGACCUUGGCCGGAGGGGGACAGAAGACCCUGGCCUCCCUGGGGCCUGGAGACAGAGUGUUGGCCCUGUCUGGGUCAGGACACAUCGUCCUCAGCCGCGUCCUUCUAUUCCUACACCAAGACCAUGAGAGCAGGUCCACUUUCCUGGUCCUGGCCACAAAAGAUGGCCGCCGCCUAGCCCUCACUCCCCACCACCUGGUCUUCCUCGCACCCCAUCACAAACUCCACUACAGUGAGUACAAGGCUCAGUUUGCCAGUAGAGCCAAACCGGGGGACUAUGUACUCGUCCAUGGAGCGGACGGCCGAGUACAACCAUCCAGGAUCACAUCUGUAUCGCAGGAGGAAGGGAUGGGUGUAUACGCACCCUUGACAGAACACGGCACUCUGUUUGUGGAUGGGGUGCUGGCAUCCAGCUAUGCACUUAUAGAGGACCAUAGACUGGCACACUGGGCGUUUGGGCCUCUGAGACUGCUGCUGUCAUUCACCCAGCUGGUUAGGGGGGAGGGCACACUGGGAGCGCAGGUCACAGAGGCAGAGAGAGAGCACACGAAGAAGCCCACUCACUGCAACACUCAACACAUUUGUGUGAAUCAGACACUCAGCAGCCCAGGCGUGUAUGUGAAUACAAACACUUCAGACAGACAAAGCAGUUGGGCUGCUGUACCCAUAAACAGAGACAUUGAGGGGGGACACUGUGACUCUGUGCGAGAAAAGGUUUUGAGUGUGCACUGGUAUGCUAGGCUGCUACACAGGCUUGGACAGUUCUUUCUAGACCCAAAGACAUUUCAUCAUUAGGUUAAAGGCACUAUAGGUUCAACUCUGGUGCCUGUAUACUACUGAUAAUUGCUACUGUACUGUUACAUUUCCAGUGUCCUACUGAUAAUUGCUACUGUACUGUUACAUUUCCACAGUGUCCUAUAGAUAAUUGCUACUGUACUGUUACAUUUCCACAGUGUCCUACUGAUAAUUGCUACUGUAAUGUAACAUUUCCACAGUGUCCUACAGAUAAUUGCUACUGUACUGUUACAUUUCCACAGUGUCCUACUGAUAAUUGCUACUGUACUGUAACAUUUCCACAGUGUCCUACAGAUAAUUGCUACUGUAACAUUUCCACAGUGUCCUACAGAUAAUUGCUACUGUACUGUUACAUUUCCACAGUGUCCUAUAGAUAGGGGGCGGCAGGUAGCCUAGUGGUUAGGGAGUUGGGCCAG